CCACAGACCCCAUCCUGGAGCAGCCUUGGGGAGCCUGAGCAUCGAGAAAUGAGUUUCCUAGAGCAAGGAGAUAGCGCCUCAUGGCCAUCACCGACCAUGACCACCAAGUCAGAAAGAACCUGUGGGAAAUGGGGGGCCAAGGCCUCGACAGGGACAAGGCAGGACGCUGUGGAGGAAGGGGAGCCACCAGUCCUGGGGGAAGGUCCCCAGUCCAGGGCAGCUGCUGAGUCCACUGGGCUAGAGGCCACAUUCCCCAAGGCCACACCCUUGGCUCAAGCUGCUCCCUCGCCCUGGGCAGGCACCCCACCAACAGAGUGCGACCUCCUGCACCCUGCCUGUGCCAUCUCAGCUGCGAGCUCCAGCACGGAUGAUCUGGAGCUGGGCAUAGAGUUCCCAGUCACAGCAGGCUGGGGGUAUGAGCUUGAAGGCCUGGUGGAAGAGAGGCCUGCCCUGUGCCCAUCCCCCAAGGCCCCACUGCUCAAGCUGAGCUGGGAUGAUGAGCUGCUGAAGCCUGGGGCCCAGGUCUACAUGCACUUCAUGCAGGAGCACACCUGCUAUGAUGCCAUGGCAACCAGCUCCAAGCUGGUCAUCUUUGACACCAUGCUGGAGAUCAAGAAGGCCUUCUUUGCCCUAGUGGCCAAUGGUGUGCGGGCAGCACCUCUAUGGGACAGCAAAAAGCAAAGCUUUGUGGGGAUGCUGACCAUCACAGACUUCAUCUUGGUGCUACACCGCUACUACAGGUCCCCCCUGGUCCAGAUCUAUGAGAUCGAAGAACAUAAGAUUGAGACCUGGAGGGAAAUCUAUCUGCAAGGCUUCUUCAAGCCUCUUGUCUCCAUCUCUCCCAAUGACAGUCUAUUUGAAGCCGUCUACACCCUCAUCAAGAACCGGAUCCAUCGCUUGCCUGUCCUGGACCCAGUUUCAGGCAACGUGCUCCACAUCCUCACCCACAAACGGUUGCUGAAGUUCCUGCACAUCUUUGGCUCCCUGCUGCCCCAGCCCUCCUUCCUGUCCCGCACCAUCCAAGAUUUGGGCAUUGGCACAUUCCGAGACUUGGCUGUGGUCCUGGAAACGGCCCCGCUCCUGACUGCACUGGACAUCUUUGUGGACCGGCGUGUGUCUGCACUGCCUGUGGUCAAUGAGUCUGGUCAGGUCGUGGGCCUCUAUUCCCGAUUUGAUGUGAUUCACCUGGCUGCCCAGAAAACCUACAACCACCUAGACAUGAGUGUGGGAGAAGCCCUGAGGCAGAGAACACUGUGUCUGGAGGGAGUCCUUUCCUGCCAGCCCCACGAGAGCCUGAGGGAAAUCAUCGACAGGAUUGCCCGGGAGCAGGUACACCGGCUGGUGCUAGUGAAUGAGACCCAGCAUCUCCUGGGGGUGAUCUCCCUCUCUGACAUCCUGCAGGCGCUGGUGCUCAGCCCUGCUGGCAUUGAUGCCCUCGGUGCCUAA
Molecule: messenger RNA, 1446 nt
Organism: Orycteropus afer afer
Lineage: Eukaryota; Metazoa; Chordata; Mammalia; Tubulidentata; Orycteropodidae
Gene: PRKAG3
Product: protein kinase AMP-activated non-catalytic subunit gamma 3
Exons: 12
Coding region: 49-1446 (465 amino acids)
Source: RefSeq, a predicted model, not a curated record